Molecule: messenger RNA, 420 nt
Organism: Mesorhabditis belari
Lineage: Eukaryota; Metazoa; Nematoda; Chromadorea; Rhabditida; Rhabditidae
Source: the annotation of a GenBank genome assembly
AUGCAAAGAUUCCUUCUAAUCCUCAUUUCUCUCGGAUUCGCUCUCAUUUUUGCCAAGCCGCACAUCACUGAUGAACAAAAGCAAAAAUUCGCGAGUCACGUCAAAGCGAAUGAUAGCAAUAUGUUCUUCGUUGCUUUCAAUCCCGAUGACGAUGACACACAAGGAGGAAUGAGAAAUGUGCAAAAACGAUCGGCUGAAAAAAACGACCAAGGCACACAAACGGAUCAUUCAGCCGAUACUGAUGACAAUGAUAAAGACGGUGACGCAGUGGACACUAAAACGGCAGUGGAAACUCAACAAAAGAAACCAAAGAGAGAUACACAACAAUCUUCAAAUGACACCAAAAAAGAUGCACAAGAUGAUCAGAAAAGUCACCACGACGAUUCUCCUCAUCAUCAAGAAGAGGAAUAUGAAGAGUUC